AUGAGAUGGCAAGUGAUUGAUACCCCCGGGAUUUUAGAUCAUCCGUUGGAGGAAAGGAACGUCAUUGAAAUGCAAGCCAUCACGGCCAUGGCGCAUUUGCGCGCCUGCAUCCUUUAUUUCAUGGAUGUUUCCGAGCAGUGCGGUCACUCUAUUGAGGAACAGGCGAAAUUAUUCGACAGCAUCAAACCCCUUUUCGUCAACAAGCCCCUGCUGCUUGUCCUGAACAAAACUGAUAUCCUUACGCUGGAUGAGUUGGAUCCGGAAAAGAAGAAAAUCAUCGAAGAUCUUGCAGACGAAACCGAAGAAAUCCCAAUUUUGCAAAUGUCCACAGUCACCGAAAAGGGAGUAAUCGAAGUUAAAACAGAAGCAUGCGAACGUCUACUUGGCUACCGUGUCGAUCAAAAAUUGAAAGCCAAGAAGAUUGAAGGUGUCCUAAAUCGGCUGCAUGUCGCUAUGCCAGAGAAACGUGACAAUAAAGAGCGUCCUGCAUGCAUACCGGAGUCCGUUCUUGCUGCUAGAGCUGCCAAUGCUGACAAAAUUGCUCGCCGCCAGCGUAAGCUGGAAAAGGAAAUCGAACAAGAAAUGGGAGACGAGUACACGCUGGACCUCAAGAAGAACUACAUGGAAAUACCAGAAGAGGAACGUUACGAUGUUAUUCCUGAGUUCAUCAAUGGGGUCAAUAUUGCAGACUACAUUGACCUGGAAAUCUUCGAGAAAUUAGAGGAACUUGAACGCGAAGAGGGACUGCGUCUGGAAGCAGGAUUCUACGAUCCGCCCCCACUCAAUUUGGAUGAAACGCUUCUUGAAAUCCGAGAGAUGGCCAAACAGAUACGUCUGAAGCGAUUCCUGCUCAAGGAUGCCCGGAAACUGCAGCAGAAGAGCGGUCGACCAGUCAUGCCACGACACAAACAAGCCACGGUUCGUGAUCGAAAGGUGGACAAUCUGCGCAAAACAAUGGAAAAUCUCGGCGUCGACAUGUCUGGCACCGAACAAACCAACUUCGCCAAGAACCAGGUUAGCAUUCGACGCAGUCUUGUGCCAGCCGUGGGAGGUCCUAAAACGCCCAAGAAGGAUCGUGAAUCGUCUGCCAUUGUGAAAGCUACUGGCCAACUGUUGAAGCGGAAAACUCCUGGCCACGAACUUGGCAUCAAGGAUGUUGUGCUGAAGAAGAAGGCCAAGGUGAUGGCGAAACACGACAUUGCUAAGAGGGUUACGAAAAUGGCACGCAAGGGCGAAGCCGAUCGUCACAUACCGGAUCUAAAGCCGAAGCAUUUGUUUGCCGGCAAACGAGGUGCCGGAACUGCGGAUCGUCGUUAAAAUUUGUUUUAAUUCAGAUUCGUAUACAGGCCCUGGUUCGUUUGUGAUUAAUAAUAUAUUAGGUAAGUUUCGUUCGGUUAACCUAGAUUGCUGUCUUGAUUGUAUUCUGCAUUUGUUAUGCAGACUAUAACUGAUAAUUAUAUAAAUGAUGAUUUAUGUA
This is a messenger RNA of Armigeres subalbatus, 1477 nucleotides long. It is a transcript of the gene Non1, whose product is annotated as nucleolar GTP-binding protein 1. Gene Ontology annotation, cellular component: nucleolus. Gene Ontology annotation, molecular function: GTPase activity; GTP binding; RNA binding. The transcript has 2 exons. The record is from RefSeq and is a predicted model, not a curated record. Bases 1 to 1317 code for a protein of 438 amino acids. NCBI's taxonomy places the organism in Eukaryota, Metazoa, Arthropoda, Insecta, Diptera, Culicidae. Gene Ontology annotation, biological process: ribosomal large subunit biogenesis.